Messenger RNA from Dioscorea cayenensis subsp. rotundata (Guinea yam), 1101 nucleotides. RefSeq lists its product as uncharacterized. The record is from RefSeq and is a predicted model, not a curated record. The transcript is spliced from 3 exons. Lineage: Eukaryota; Viridiplantae; Streptophyta; Magnoliopsida; Dioscoreales; Dioscoreaceae. The coding region runs from base 1 to 972 and encodes 323 amino acids.
AUGCACACCAAAACAGACUCAGAAGUCACAAGCCUUGUCCUCUCCACUCCACCCCAUUCUCCUCCUCCUUCUCACCACCAUCCCCCCUACUUUGUCCUCAGCCCUUCUCACCCUGACAUUGAUAAACUCUCUCUCCCUGCUUCCUCUCCACCCACUUCCCCACCCCAUCACCAUCACCACCGUUUUGCCAUCUCUUCCUCUCCAAUCCUUGACCACUCACGUGAGUCCAGCUCCACCACUCGCUUCUCCGCCUCACUCAAACACAUAUCUGCUGCUCCUCAUUGGCACAAACUCCCACAUUUCUCUCCUCACUACCCUUCUUCAUCUUCUUCCCAUUCUCAUCUUAAUGAUGCCGGUGAUGAUGGUGAUUAUUAUGACUCUCCUUUGCCGGCCAAAUGUUAUGUUCUUCUCUUCAUUCUUGGCUUUGUCUUCCUUUUCUCUCUCUUCUCCCUCAUUCUUUGGGCAGCUAGCCAGCCUUACAAGCCCCGCAUUUCCAUCAAGAGUGUUGUGAUAGAAAGCUACAAAGUGCAGGCCGGGGUGGACUUAACAGGCGUACCAACAAAAAUGUUGUCCAUUAAAUCAACGGUCAAGAUUUCGUUUCACAACCCUGCUACCUUCUUCGGCGUCCACGUGUCCUCCACCCCUCUACAACUUUACUAUUAUGACCUCAAGAUUGCCUCCGGCCAAAUGGAAGAGUUCUAUGAAUCAAGGAAAAGUGGGCGGGUGGUGACCGUGGCAGUGAAAGGGAUGCAAGUGCCGUUGUACGGCGGUGGGUCGACACUGAGCAGCCGAGGGGGAGGUGAGGCAUUGGUGGAGGUGCCGCUCAAUUUGACGCUGGUGGUGCGCGCAAGAGCUAAUGUUCUUGGGGAGUUAGUUAAGAGCAAGUUUUAUCGCCAUGUUUGGUGCUCAUUUGUGCUUAAAGAGACUCGUCUUGGCAAACCUUUACAUUAUGUUUGCCGGUACCAUGACUGAUGGAGAACUAAAGCACUUGGAGUAAUGCUUUUGUUACUUUUGAUUGUUAUUAUUAUUGUUUAGUAGUGGGUUUUGAUGUUAUUUUAAUGAAGGUACUGUAGUGGGGAAGUUGUAUAUGGAAUCCGUGUG